Messenger RNA from Parnassius apollo (apollo), 306 nucleotides. The record is from the annotation of a GenBank genome assembly. Lineage: Eukaryota; Metazoa; Arthropoda; Insecta; Lepidoptera; Papilionidae.
AUGUGUUUCAAAGACUCCAAAGCUACACAGGAACUUAAAUUGCAUUGCACUAAAUGUACAGAAAUAAUGAAAAAUGUGCUGAUGCCGCACUUUCGCAAGGAGCUCUUAGAUGAUAUUGGAUACCAAAAGUUCAGCAUUAUAAUGGAUGAGUCCACAGACGUCAGUGUCAUUAAACACCUUGGUCUUGUAAUUAGGUAUUAUAGUGCCGCACAGGUAAGUUCAUUCCUGGAACUAGUUUCUAUUGAGAGUGCAGAUGCUAGGGGAAUCGUUAAUGGCUUGGCAUCAUGCUUAGAGAGUCACAACUAA